Messenger RNA from Fomitopsis serialis, 1550 nucleotides. RefSeq lists its product as uncharacterized. The record is from RefSeq and is a predicted model, not a curated record. The transcript has 3 exons. NCBI's taxonomy places the organism in Eukaryota, Fungi, Basidiomycota, Agaricomycetes, Polyporales, Fomitopsidaceae. The coding region runs from base 241 to 1248 and encodes 335 amino acids.
GUCUGUAUCAAAUUCGCAUAGCAGGCCGGCAUACGUGUUCAGCGGACUCCUCAACGCAUCGCCUUCGACUACGAUAAACGCAAUCACCGCCACCAAACGUGCUGCUAGAAAUGCGGCCAACCUCCAACUUGGAGAGGCGUGCUCAGAGACCGCCUCAGGGCCCUAAGCCACGCUGCAUGUCUAUAUAACGACAGCCCGGAAGCCGACUCGUGCACCAUAAUCUUCACAUCCACGACACUCAUGUUCGCGAACCGCCAACCCACUCGCAAGGCCACCACCACUACGCGCCCGUCCGCGCUUUCGCGCUUCGGCUCAGGCUCUGCCAAAGCCACGCCGAGCGAGGCAUCCUCGUCCGCUGCGUCUUCCACCGUUGUGUCGCGCAGCCCAGCUUCCUCCGUCGCUUCCCUUACGCUCAGCGAUGAACCCGCACCCACAAAUGGUCGCGCGUCGCCGUCGAAGGCCUCGACCAUGCCGGCGAAGCGCCAGCUCACCCGGCAGGAUUCGCUUCGGCCUUCUGCACUCAAGCGAUUCAGCACCAGCGCCGUCAGCUUGGUCAAAGGACAGGGACUCACCAAUGGCGCUGAGACGCCCGUGCCCGUCGCUCCUGUCUCGGGCAGCCCCACGUCGUCAGUGAGCUCACUCCCAAUUGGGCCCGACCCUGGAGAGGGUGCAACGAGGACGAUCGAGGAGCUGCGUACGAAGCUGGAUGCGGCGGAGGAGGCUUUGACUACGGAGCAGAGCAGGCUAACAACACUCGAGGAGCGCAUCAGGAUCCUCGAAGUCGCGAAGGAGGAACAUGUCCAAGAGGAAGCCACUCAGCGGGAGAGACAGCUUGCCCUGAACGCCCAACUCGACGAGCUACGGGCGCAGCUUGCGCGCUCCGAAGACGAGGUCCACAAUAGAGACCGGGAGCUAGAGGCUGCACGAGCAGAAGCCGCGCAAGGGAGAGAAGCCCAGGAGGGGAUCCGGAGAGGGCUCGAGCGCGAACUCGCGGAUGUGCGGUCCCAGCUGCUGGACGCACAGGAAGUGUCACGCAGGAGAGCGGACGAGCUGGAAGCAGCAAGUCGCGAGGCAGGGGAGGCGGUGAACGAAAGGAGCGCCCUGCAGCAGAAGGUCGGCGACCUCGAGGUGUCACUCAAGACGGCACUGGACAACGGCGAGCAGGAGAGGAGGCGGUUGAACGAGGAGAUCGCCAAGUUGAAGGAGGAUCUGAAGAAGGCACCGUCGGCCGGGUGUACCAUUCAGUGAGGGCGACGCGGGGAGUGCGCGCGUGCAUCGGGGGGCUAUUGUUUGUACACCUGAUCUUGUAACAUAUCGUUUAUCAGAGUGUUGUAUGUACGCUGUCUAAGGCCGUUGUAUACCAUGCACCUGUUGCACGGUAUUGCAUUCGCAGUAUGCCCCUUGUCAGGAGGUUAUUGACGGGCCUCGAACUACCCGCUGCGCGACCUUUAGCUGCUAUGUGCGUGCCCGACGGUUCCUGCGCAGCUGCGAGCCCCAUGAGGACCUCGUUCAUAGGUCGCACCAACGCACCAUACAUAUAGGUUUGACGG